CGUUCGGAGUGCAACAAGUAAUUCCUUCUAUCUGAAUAGUCUGAUAUACUAGUAGUACCGUGCUCAAGAGGUUAUAAUUAGGGUCCUCUCAAACACCGAUAUGAUGACCUCACAAUUCAAUAGUACUCAUAUUUAGGUCAAUUGGCACCAAGCUGAUCAGAUAAUCCCCAUGGCUAAGUACUAUGAUGAAAUACCUGAAUCUCUCAUCGAAUGGGUGAGGAAACAGCACAUGUUUUGGGUGGCUUCAGCUCCUCUGGGUCCUGGUGGACACGUCAAUGUCUCCCCCAAGGGCACAGCGGAUUCCUUCCAUGUGGUGAACUCUCAACGAGUUUGGUAUCAGGAUCUGAGUGGAAGUGGUGUGGAAACUAUAUCUCAUAUCAGAGAGAACGGUCGCAUAACGAUUCUGUUUCACUCCUUCGAGGGACCUCCUAGGAUCUUGAGGUUGUAUGGGAUAGGGACUGUAUACGAAUUUGGCACGCAAGAGUACGAAUCUCUGAUUCCUCCUGAGACUCGUAAACCGGGGUCCCGUGCAGCUAUCGUUAUCGAUGUAUAUCAGUGUCAAACGUCAUGUGGAUACGCUGUUCCAAUCUAUGACUUUGUUACACACCGCACUCAACUCCUCCGAUGGGCUGACACGAAAGAGUCAUUCGAGCGCGCUACUGCCUCCACAGAGAUUAAUCCGAAGGGCAUGAGAGCAUACUGGAAGCUGAAGAACCUCUCAAGCGUGGAUGGUCUUCCUGGUCUGCUAACAGCCCCUGACUCCAAAGCAACAUAUCUCAGCGUUUUUGACAAGGAAGGUCCAAGACCGAAGUUGAACCGUUUGUCUUCCGGGGAUGCGGACGUCCUGAGAACCGGCACAACUUUAGCGGUUGGUUUUGCAAUCGGCACAUUGGUAGCCACUGCUCUUCCUCGCAUCUUAUCCGUCACCGGAAGCUUUAGUAUCCGAACCUAGUGUGCAGCAAUAUUGCAUACCUUUGGGACAGUUGGAUCGUCUUGUGUACUUUAGCUAUACACUGGGAUGAUGCCCGAAAAAAUCUGUUUCUAUUCGUGGAAGUCAUGAUGCCCCGACGGCUCAAGAUACAGUUCCAGGAGUCACAUGAGCCU
This is a messenger RNA of Suillus subaureus, 1104 nucleotides long. RefSeq lists its product as uncharacterized. Bases 170 to 952 code for a protein of 260 amino acids. The transcript has 6 exons. The record is from RefSeq and is a predicted model, not a curated record. Lineage: Eukaryota; Fungi; Basidiomycota; Agaricomycetes; Boletales; Suillaceae.